Molecule: messenger RNA, 613 nt
Organism: Guyanagaster necrorhizus
Lineage: Eukaryota; Fungi; Basidiomycota; Agaricomycetes; Agaricales; Physalacriaceae
Product: cytidine deaminase-like protein
Exons: 6
Coding region: 9-536 (175 amino acids)
Biological process (GO): purine nucleoside catabolic process
Molecular function (GO): guanosine deaminase activity
Source: RefSeq, a predicted model, not a curated record
CUUUCACAAUGGCUACCAACAGCAUCAAGUACACAUCUGAGCUAAUGCCAAUGCGCCCUUCCACUCCCAGCCGCGACGAGAUGCUGAAACAUCUGAACCAUUCAAUAGCCAUCCAAAAGCGCGCCGUAACAUUUGGGAAGCGUCCUUUCGGUGCCAUCCUUGUGGGGCCGGAAAGCGAAGUAUUGCUUACACAUCAGAGCAUUGACGUUGUCAACCACGCAGAAGCUUCUCUAGCUCGUUUAGCAGUAACGCACUACUCUCUACCUUUCCUCUGGAAGUGUACGUUAUACACGGUAUGGGAGCCAUGUCCGAUGUGCACCUCCACCAUCUACUGGGCUAAUAUCGGUCGUAUCGUCUGGGCAGCCUCAAAUGAUGCCCUACUGGAACUUUGUGGUCCUUCGAAUCCUCAAAACCUCGGCUUUCAUCUGGGAUCUGUAGAGCUUCUAUCCCGGGGAAAGAAGGAUAUAAAAUGUGUGGGUCCUUUUGAGGAAUUAGAGAAGGACGUAUGCAAAGAAAGUCAACCUUACUUCAGUUGAAGCUGACAAGUCAUGUCGUGCGAAUUCUGAAAUCAACUGUGUAAUGUGUAACGAAUAAGAGCUUUAUCGAAAUUACC